AGGAGCCGGACGUUCGGUUUAAGCUGGAAGCAACUGGUGCUUUUGCGGAUUCAGUCCGGGAUCGUGCAACGCAAACAUAAUACACACCGACAUGACAAUGCUGCGUCGCUGUGCGUCUUUUCCGGCUUUUAGUGCAUUUAUAGCAUUGAUAUAAACCUUUAAUCCGCGGCCAGUUAAAUAAAAUAAAUAAAUGAAUAAAUAGAAAAAGAUAAGGAGCUGCUGGACCCUGACUCAGAGUGGUCGUACGGAGUAGAUUUUGCGAUGCGUGCUUCUGACCAGCAAUAUCAUGCAUGAAUGCAUUUCUUCACUGUUCAUUCUUCCAUCGUGCAUGCCUUCUGCCCUGGCCUGACCAGGCCUUUUCUCUCUCUGUCUCUUCUUCAUAUAUAAAAACUAACAUCACAUCGCAAUGGGCAAGAAUGAAGCCGAGAGUAACUACCAUUGUGUCUUCUCCAAAAAAGCAAUUCUGCAAUCAAGGAGGAAAACGGAGAACAAGAAAGUCUCGCCUUGCCACAGCGAACUUGAAGCUCAAUCCCAGCCUGUUCUUGGUCCUGGAUGUGAGAAGGAAAAGGCCCUGCAGCACCAGUGCUUUGACCACACUAACCUCAAGCAGGCCGGUGAACUGUGCCAAAGGCUUGCAGAUGAGAUCACUGGCAUCGUAAGACCAAGCAGGACAACAGACGCGGGUGAGAAUUUGGCAGAAAUUGACUCAAGUUGUAAAGGCAAUGGAGCAGCAUACUGUAAACUGGAGGAGUUGCUGAACACUCUCCAUGGAGUGACAAACAAGGAGAAGGAUGGUCUUCUGCAGUGCCUCUGGGAGGAAGUGGAGCUGGAGAAGAGCUACUUCCUGUGCCACUUGUUAAAAGUACAUGGGCAUCCUUCACUAGUGGUAGAAGAGAGCGAGGACAAAGUUAUAAAAGAGACAGCUAAGUGGAGGUCAGAGGACUCUCAGAAACGUCCACUUAUGAAAAGAAACAGACAAAAACUGGAAAGCUCAUCUGAAAAGCAGGAUUCUGGAAUAAGCCCUCUCCGUUCUUCCUUAGUGGAGGAACCGAACAACAAGAGGGAUCUUUAUCAAUCUUUUCCUGAUGUGGGGCGGGAACUCCAUAGUUCUUGUCCACCUCUGGAAAAGUUGUCUCCCUCCAGAUGUUCAGAAGACAACAUGGAAGACACAAACGGGGAAGAUUGUGACUAUCUAGUGCGGCAGAACUCAGAGCUCCUGAGAGCACUGGAGGAACUAGAGAAGACCGUCUCCACACUCCGAGAGGAAAACAGCCUUUUGCGUAAGAGCAGUUGUCCUGAAACGGAUGACAAGGUGAAGAGGCUGAGGAGAAAAAAUGCUGAGCUGGCUGUCAUCGCCAAGCGGCUGGAGGAGAGGGCACACAAACUGCAGGAGGCCAAUCUUAAAGUGGUGAAUGCCCCGAUCCCCAUAAAACCCGGGAUAGCUGAGCAAUACAAGAGAGCGUUUGCAAGGCAGCGGGCACGAGACCUGGCGCAGCACGCAGACACGCUCCUCUCCAAAGACAAGGAGAUCGCCGCCCUGCAGCACGAAUGCCGCCAGUUAGAGGCCAGAAUCGGACAGGACAAAGGUGGUCCUGGUCAAGCAGGAGCAGGGGGAUUCGAGCGUUUGCUGAAGGAGUCCCAGAAGGAGGUGCUGCGACUGCAGAGGCAGCUCUCGGCCAGCUCGGCUCGGGAUCAGAGCACAGCUGGAGGAGCCGAGAAAGAUCGAGAACAAAAAGAGACACCCGUUGUAUGUGAAACCCCACAGUCUGUAGUUAAUGAAGUUCUUGUUAAAGGGGAGGAAUCCCUUAGAAAAGGGGAGGAGAAUAGAGCACGAGUAAUCCCGGAGCAGGACACAAGCUCUACCCACCAGGAAGAACAGACACAAAAGGACCGUAUAGAGUUUCUGGAAAGCGAGUUGAGCAAGAAGAGAAAAGAAUGUGAAGGUCUCGAGCAUGAAGUAAGGAAGAGGCAGAAGAGAUGUCUCGAUUUGGAGAGCCAGCUUGAGGAUGAGCGCAGCAAAAAUGAGCGCUUAACAGAGGAGACCGAACUCCUCAGGAGGAAGGCUCAGCUGCUUGAGCAGUCUCAGGUCGAGAAUGAGGAGCUGAGAGAGGAGCUCUCUACAGUGAGCGCUCGCUAUAGUUCAGUUCUCGAGGAGAACCAGAGACUCCGUGCCAAGCUGGAGAACCUAGAGCAGGUCCUAAAGCAUAUGCGAGAGGUCGCAGAGCGCAGGCAGCAGCUGGAACUAGAGCAUGAGCAGGCACUGGCAAUCCUCAAGUUCAAACAGGAUGAAAUCAAACGACUUCAGCGGGCUCAGUUAUUUGCUAAGAGAGAGCAUGAAGGCGUUGUGCAAAUGCUUGAGGCAUUGAUCCAGUUUGUAUUGCUGAGAGAGCUGGCGAAGGUACGGGAGCUGGAGCAGAAGUGCCGCAGUCAGAGCGAGCAGUUCAGCCUUCUCUCUCAGGAGCUGGACAAAUUUCGACAGCAGGCCUCUAAGAUCGACCUGUCGGCUCCUGGACUGCUGUGCUCCAGCCUCACACAACUUCCCAACGGCCUCAGUCUGCCCACAGACACUGGCUGUAGUGCCUCAUGGGAUGACAUCGCCUUCUGGAGUCUGGAGGGUAAUGAGGCCCUCUGUGACGUCUCUGAGCAGGAUUUGGCUGCGGUCCUUCGGUCCGGCUCGACGCCAUACUCAGCAGGUCUGUCCCAGUCCGAGCGCUCACCAGGCACCAAACACCGCGAGCUGCCCAGCCUAAACCCCAAAUCCACCUCCACUUCCACCUCGAGCACAUCUCCACAAAAGUCUGAAAACAUCCACCUGUCGCCAAAAUCAGCCACAAACCCACGCAAAGCCAGCCCAACUCACGAGGUGGACACUGCCAGUGAGGUUGAGGAGCUAGACAUCGAUGUAUCACCCAUUCCCUUCCCAGCCAGUCGAGCUGCUAAACUCCAGGUCUUUAUUGCACGUUACAGCUACAACCCAUAUGAUGGCCCAAAUGAUAAUCCAGAGGUAGAGCUGCCCUUGACAGCAGGGGAAUACAUCUAUGUGUAUGGAGACAUGGACGAUGAUGGCUUCUAUGAAGGAGAGUUGAUGGAUGGCCGUCGAGGCCUGGUCCCAUCCAACUUUGUGGAGCGCAUCUCGGACGAUGAGGCACAUGAAGCCACCGACUUUUCCCACAACUCCUUCGUGGAAAGCAGCUUUCACAGCACCUCAGAGAGACCACAUCAGCACCAACACCAUGUGCGUUUAAGCCACAGCAUCACAGACAGGACAGAGGCCUCAGCUACCAAUGAAAUCAGCAAACCAGGCACUGUGCAACUUGUGAAUGGUUUGGACAUGGAUCUGGACUUGGAGGAUGACACAGAGGCUCACAUCGUGCCUCAUCCUCACAAGCUGACUCUAAUCAAACAGUUAGCUAAGAGCAUAGUGUUGGGCUGGGAGGCACCCACGGGAAGAGUCACAGUUCGAAGCUACAACGUCUACGUAGACCAAGAACUGCGCCUCAGUGUGCCUACGGGAAACCCAACCAAGGCCGUGUUAGAGAGGAUGGAUACGAGCCAUAAGAUUCAACGUGUGGCUGUGCAGAGCGUGACGGAGCAUGGUAGCUCUGACCCCUUGCGUUGCUGUAUGCUGGUAGGAAAGGAUGUGUGCGCGGCACCCACCAAGCUGCGGGUAGAUCGUAUCAUGGCCACUUCAGCUCGUCUCACCUGGUUGCCUAGCAACAGCAUUUAUGCACAUACCGUCUCUUUGAAUGGUGAGCUGCGUGAGCUGGUGCAAGCUGGCAGAUAUUCACUGCGCCUUGGUGACCUUAUACCUGGUCUGCACUACCGUGUGGAGGUGGAGGCACAGCUGCCGUUAGAGCGAAGGGAACACAAGUGUGCUGUUACUUCCUUUACCACACUUACCGCAGGUCCUCCUGAUGCUCCUCUGGAUGUGCAGCUGGAACAGGGGCCUACCCCAGGGAUUGCUCAGAUCAGCUGGCUCCCUGUCACUAUAGAUGCUGCUGGAACUUCCAACGGAGUCCGUGUCACCGGCUACACCAUUUAUGCUGACAAAAAAAAGGUGUUGGAGGUGUCCUCACCCACAGCGGGCAGCGCUCUGAUUGGUCCUUCACAGAUCGAAAUGCUUCAAACAGCCCACGAGCUUACUGUGCGCACCAUGUCUCCUCAUGGUGAGUCGGCAGACUCGACACCCGUGAAUGUGCCUGCCAAGCUUCCUGCCAUCAUGGCGGGUGCCUCCAUGCCUCCCUGCCAACUUGUGCCAACCCACACUAGUGUCCUAACCACCAGUGCCACCAACAAGGAGCCCAGUGUCUGUGCCACCUCUCUGUCUGCUGCCAAAACACCCACAAUGCCACUGAGCUCUGUACUAGGUGCAAGUCCUGUUCAAGAUGCUUCUCCCAUCAGGGAUGUUUAUGCCAACACACCCAAAGCUGCCACCAAUGAUGCCCCUCUGCCCACUGCCUCAUAUGUAGAGGCAUGGGCGAAUCCAGCUGUGGCUUUGCAGCAGUCACCAUCACCUCCUUGUGCCAGUGCCAACCUACAGCAGGAAACUGUAUCUUCACCAAAAGUUAUCCCCUCUCCUGUGGCAGUCCCAAUACCCAUUCCCACAUCCAGUGCCCUGGGAUCAGCACAGCCCAGUGUAACACUUAUAACAACUCCAGAGCCUAGCAGAGAGCCCAGGAGCCCAGGGCCACAACGUUCCCUUACUUCGGUUACUGAUUUCCUGGAUGACCCCUUGCCACACAAGUCAUCAUCCAUGCCCAGUGUGCCCAAAGUCAUGGCCCCAGAGACUGAUCUGCUUGACACACCUGAUACACAUCCCCUGCGGCCACCUCACCCCUUACCCAUAGAGUCAGAGCCGGAAGGUGACCGGGAGAAUACUCGCCUGGUAUCCAUCGAAGAGUUCCUGCAACCUGAACCUGUGCCCAGAACAAAGAUUUAUGCAGGAGGUCUGAUGGACCCUCCGCCUGACUAUCAUGUGGAGAGUAGCCGUUCAGACCUGUCCGAUAUCCUGGAAGAGGAGGAAGAAGAUCUGUAUUCUGAGUCUGCCGCUGAUGUAACACCCAAGAAUUACAAUUCUGGAAGUUCGGGCAAGGCAGAGGGAUGGGAGGUUGACAGUGAUGAGGAGGUCUUGGAGAAGAUCCUGAAACUUCAUCCCCAGGUUUUUUCUAAUAAACAGCUCUUCAGUAUACCUGAGGUGACUGAGGAAGAGGACAAUAGCGAAUCAGAGCCUUACUCGAGGCAAUCUCCAGUCAAAGGGCGCCUUCUGCGCCAGCCUGCUUCUGGAAAAUGUAAUCCAUGUGGAGACAAAUUAAAAAUUACAAGAGGGACCACGCAGGUCCGGUCUCGACCUGAACCGAAUUACGUCGACACAGAGGACACCACCAACUACGAGGACGAUGAGGAGGUGGAUAUUGAUUUAGAAAGCAGCCCGUAUGUGGGUCUAUGCAACAAAGAAAUGACCCCACGACGUUCGCAUCGGGUACAGCGUGAAAGGGACAGACUUCGGAGAGAAGCCCUACUUCGGAGCCAAAUGACCUCCAACCUUUCCACCAAAAGGGUGACAGCACAAGGGCCAUACAUGCUCAGCACAACAGUUCGCCAUGUUAAGACACCUGCUGUGGAGAUAGACGUGGAGUACGGGACAGAUAACGAUGAAGAGUCAUCGCAGUUUGACCCUGAAGAAGUUGUGGUGGAGCAGAUGAGCUCAGAGUGGUGGGUGGAGGGUGGAAACAAUGAUUACCACCACACCUCGUCACUGCAACAGUCCAAACAAGAUACACUUAACGUCGUGGCACCCAGUCACCACAAAUGGAAGGCUGCUGGUCUUGCAGACGCAGGAACGGCUUGGUGUGGCCCCAGAGACAUCUCUCCAAAAUGUAAUCGAUCGGAGACCAAAUUGCCUAGAGAUGCACAACCAGUUGAUGCCAGUGAGGUGCGGAUUUUCGUUGCUCUCUUCCCAUACGAUCCUUCAACAAUGUCACCCAAUCGUGAUGCAGCAGAGGAGGAGCUUCCCUUCAAGGAGGGACAGAUCAUUAAGAUCUACGGUGAUAAGGACACAGAUGGGUUUUACCACGGAGAGUCAGGUGGUCGUCAUGGUUACGUGCCCUGCAACAUGGUCUCUGAGAUUCAGGUGGAUGAUGACGAGACCAGAGAUCAGCUUCUACAGCAGGACUUUCUGUCUACUGAGACUACUGUGGAGAAAAUAGGCACACGCUCACUCGCUCAGCUUCCGCACCGUCCGGCUCCACCACCCAAACCUAGACGCUCCAAGAAAGUGGAAUCUACAGGAGUUUUGGAGGACAGUUCCAACACUGAGUCCUCCAACAAAGAUAACGCAAGGCAAUCAGCCGCUGGCAUGGGAAACCCUGUACCUUGCAGGAUGGUGGCCAUCUUUGAUUACGACCCCAGAGAAAGCUCUCCUAAUGCUGACGUUGAGGCCGAGCUGACCUUUAAUGCCGGGGACAUCAUCUAUGUGUUUGGAGACAUGGACGACGACGGCUUUUUUUACGGGGAUUUAAAUGGACAAAAAGGGCUGGUACCUUCCAAUUUCCUUCAGGCUUUUCCAGAAAACGGAGAUGAGUUUGCAAAACCCGAGCACACUAUAGCCAACAGCCGGAGAGACUCGCAGGUGAGUCAUGCUGCGUCUGUAGAGCAGACGGAGCUCCACACAUCAAGUCCCGCAGAUGAGACCCAGGCCAAGCCCAGUUCUCAACCUAAUGCACAGCAAAACCUCCCUCCAGACCAGCAGCUUGAAAACCACUCGGGUCCAUCUCCGUUCUCAGGCCAUUCUCCUUCUCUCCAUGGUCCACCACAGGACCAUGCUGUCACCGACACCUCUCCACCUGAAAAGAAGAAAAAAGGCUUUUUCUCUAAAGGAAAGAAGCUCUUCAAGAAGCUGGGUUCCAGCAAGAAGGAAUAAAAGCUAAAGACUGUUCGCCAAUUGCACUUUUUCCAUGUUGAUGUACAUUUGUCUGCACGUGUUUCUGAUUUUAUGGAUAGAUUUAAGCUCUGACAUGUCACUCUCUGUGCUUUUUUUCCGUUUGCCACCAGGAUAAAAGUGUGUUCUUCGUGCUUCAAACAAAGCAAACUCCUGACUUAAAACAUUUACAUCUCAAUCAAACCAGAGUAGUCUAUACACAGAAAAUACACAAAGCUAGCAACUAACAGCGAGUGGGCGCAAAACUUGAAACAAACAUUUAACCAAAUGUCGGCUUUUUACAGUUGAAGUCGCAUGUAGUGUUGCAUUAUUAUGAUUCAAACGUAACAUGCAGUAAAAAAUAACAUGCAAAUGAUUAGUGAAUUGCACAGAAUAGCAACAACAUGGUUUUUGCGUGCGCUAAACUUUUUUAUUAAACGUAGAAAUUUCAUAUAUAAUGGUAGCAAUGAAACAGUGAGAAAACACAGAAAAAAAAACUUCUGUCGUAUUUAUUUGCGCACACAAACGAUUUGCCUGAACCUGACUUUUGGGUUUCGAGAUUUUAUUGCAGGUACAUUGACAUUGUAAAAUAACUACAUUUUCAUCUACAUGCAUUUUAGACCUGUAGGUAAAAAGGCCCACAAUUGCCUAACCCGUAAACCGAACUGACAAGUGCUCUGCUUCACGUCAUACCUCAACCACAUGUCCCUGAUCAUUUUGUGAUUUUGACCCUAUGAUUCAUAUUUAUCUGAGAAGACGUAAAAAGUCAUUUAUUUUCUGAGUCCGAAGAGAUAACCAGCUCAGAUUAGUCAUCAUCACGUAACUACUGUAAUGCACUAUAAGACUCCCCUCUAGUGACUUAAAAUUAUGUCUUUUUUUGUUUGGUUUUUUUGGCCCCUAAGAUGAAUUGUUGUGUAGUCAUGGUGCAAACAUCAGAUCGGAUCAGAUGAGAUGGGGGUGGAUGUGGUUUUGUGCUUUUAGCCUUUAAACUUUUUGUUGUUUGUGUAUUUUAUGGCAAUAAGGUUCGGUCCGGUUUUUGCAGGAAUGUGUAAUGUUCAAUCUAUUAGGACAAAUUUCGGGAGGUUUGGUCUGUCUUUGCUUUGCUCAUGGACUCGAGUAGCAAAAAGUAAAGCAGUGUGUGUAUUUGUGUAUGUGUUUGUUUGUGUGUGUGUGUGUGUGUGUGUGUGUGUGUGUGUGUGUGUGUGUGUCAAACAGGAAAUUUCAUCAUUUCAAUAUUAGUGUAAAAACACGUUUGCAUUAAACAGCGUGACUCCAGUUCAAUAAUCAUUUUUUUCUACUUUAAUGACUAAAAAUAAUUUGUGUAAAGCAAAGUAUGACAUACCUCUGUUUCAGUAUGUGUUUCCUGUAACGUGUAGGUCUAAAGCUUUUUGGCUAGAUAUUUGGCCAGAUUGUGUUGUCGCUGGCUACCAUAGCACACAUACAGUACAUGAAUUCUGAAAAUGUCGAUCUUGACCAAUUUAGGACCAGUGCGACCAAACACAGCAGCUGUCAGGCAGGUUUUAUUAAAACCUCAAAGUGUGGCCUGUGCUACAAUGUUCAUCCGAACAACAAUCAGUUACACGAAACUCACAGAUAGCUACAGAUUGUUGGAAAAUAUUCAUGAAAAUGCUGACUUGCUCAAGUGAAUUAGCAUGAAGUUACAUAUGUACAGUGAGUUAGCAAAUAUAAUGGACAGGAGAAAAAAAAAAUCAUUAUUACCUCAAGUUCACUUCAGAGAAUGUUGCAUUCCUUUUAAUCAUAAGACAAUGAGGGCUUGUUUCUGUUUAUGCAACAAUUUUUAAGCACGAGCCCAGCGUCUACUGAUUUAUUACAUAGACAAUACAUUGUAGUUUUCAAGUUAUCACUGGUCUAUCGUUAGCAUCUUCUUUGUAUAAGCUGACAUAGAGAACAUGUUAUUACAGAGUCUGGUAUACAUUUGAUUUGGCUCUUUUCGUCACAUUGUGACAUGAUAUUUUAAGAAUUCUAAAACGAACAAUCGAAGCAUCCUAUCAGGCUGUGUAUCAGCCUUUAGGACAUGGUGGAUGCUCCAAACCAGAACACCACACACUUUUAUUCGCCAAACCCUUUCGGUGCUGUUUGUGUUACUAUGACAGUAAAAAGCUGAUGAGUGAGCGGGGACCAAGCACCAUGCACUCUGUAGACCAGAAGUCCAGUGUCUAGGUUUCUGCUCAAGUUCAGUUCGGUCUCUAUUCUGAACCAAAAGAUCUAAUUUAAUUACACAGUGACUGUAUUCACCUUCAAUAUUUAAAAAUAGCUAAAAUAUUUCUGUGUAGCCUGUAGGUAACUUCGGUUUUUAAGCAAGCAAAGAUCCCUCAGCUGUGCUAUAAAACUUGCUUGCUUAUUAUAGUUCACAGGCUUUAACCACAUCUCAAUGCAAUAGCUACCGCUAAGCUAAGCUAAGCUAAGCCUCUCUCUGCUAACCUGCUUCCACAGCUAGACCACAGUAACUUACUAGCCUUACAAGAGACCUUGUUUAGUCUUACUUCGAUGUUUACUUUUUACUGUACUUCUACUAACUGCAUGCAUGAAGGUGUCGCACCCAGACACUGCCUUAUUUAUCAAUAUUUAAAUAUUUAUAAUAGUAUCUUGCAUUUCUUUAAGGCUACAAUGUAUUUGCCAGACUUUUUCUCACUGGAGUCAGUUGCAAUGAAGGCCACUGGAAAAUAUCAGCUGAUACUUUGGUUUGUGUAUGAUGAUGUACAGUGUUUAGGUGAACGGUUUGCACUUUGUGAUUUUGACGUACGGUAUUUUCGAACACUACGAGAAGCUUCGUUCUCACGUUGGUCUCUCAGAGUUUCUGCAAGUGUCACUCGGAGAACAGGAACCUGUUUUGUAAAUCUGAGGUUUUGUAAUCAGUUUUUUUUUUUAAACUUGUAAAUAAUUUUCUUUCACAUUUUUCUUUUCUUUUUUUUUUGCAUGUUAAAGCAAGUUUUUUUUUUGAGUGAUGACUAGUAAGCUCAUUGUUGCUCAUUGAAGCGGCUGUGGUUGUUCAGUCUGACCUUUUUACAGAAAUAAAAGUCUAUUUUUGCAGAAAAAUCUUAAA
This is a messenger RNA of Silurus meridionalis, 9980 nucleotides long. RefSeq names its product RIMS-binding protein 2-like. The transcript is spliced from 33 exons. Lineage: Eukaryota; Metazoa; Chordata; Actinopteri; Siluriformes; Siluridae. Gene Ontology annotation, molecular function: protein binding. Gene Ontology annotation, biological process: neuromuscular synaptic transmission. The record is from RefSeq and is a predicted model, not a curated record. Bases 407 to 6919 code for a protein of 2170 amino acids.